UGCUUUGGCUGCACCUUCCCAGCAUGAUCCUGUCCACCAAUGUGACUUGGGUUCCUCUGUGUGUUGACUUUGACUCUGCGGGGGACUAUUUUCUCUUCAUUUUUCACAUCAUGGCUGGGAUCAGCACCGUGCUCGUAGCGGGCUCCGUGGUGUGCGGCAUCCUUUCCAGCCGGGCACUUUUAAAACAACACCGCUUCUUAUUCAUGCUGAACACCAGCGUCUCUGACACGUUGUCUGGAUGUGGCAUUUUCUAUCUGUUUCUGUUUGAUGUCAGGGAAAACUACCCAACCAAAAACGGGAGUUUUUACAUUUUACCCUCUCUGCUCGGUGUUAAUAUCAUGACGUUUCUAUUCGCACAGUUUGAUCGAUAUUUUGCUGUUUGUCAUCCCUUCUUUUAUGCUCGUUUCAUCACCACUAAGGUUGUUAUCUGUGUGAACGCCUACAGCUGGCUGCACGUUUAUGGCAUAUUGGUGCUCCAGCGCGUGCUCCCACUGUCUAAAGCCACAGACAUUGCAGUUUACAGCAGAAUGAGCCUCUUAGUAAUUAUUGUCACCAAAGUGUCAAUGACUAUUAAGCUGUUUGUCGUGGCCAGAUACCAGCUGCUCCGAGACCCUCCGGGACCGGAGAGAGACGGUAAGAAAGAAUCCCUGCUAAUCAUGGUAGUUGUGGUUGUGUUUUUCCUGUUCUUCUGGGGUCCGAGCAUCCUCUACACGAUUCUGUCCACACUAAUAGGAAAGUACAUAUUCUUCAAAAACAAUGCAGUCAAUCCUCUAAAGAUCCUAUCCAGGAGCAACGCUCUGUGCACUCCGUCUCUGUACCUGUGGGCGAGCCCCUCGCUCCGAGCGGCCGUGUGGAAGGCCGUGUGGAGCAGAAUCUGCAAAACUCACAAAUGGUCUAUUAAGGUUUCAAAAAUCAAUGUGAUACUUUAAGCUUUCAGGCUUCCACACAGGAUUCAAUUCAGCGCUCCC
Messenger RNA from Fundulus heteroclitus (mummichog), 968 nucleotides. RefSeq names its product kappa-type opioid receptor-like. The record is from RefSeq and is a predicted model, not a curated record. The transcript has 3 exons. Bases 24 to 929 code for a protein of 301 amino acids. Lineage: Eukaryota; Metazoa; Chordata; Actinopteri; Cyprinodontiformes; Fundulidae. Gene Ontology annotation, cellular component: membrane. Gene Ontology annotation, molecular function: G protein-coupled receptor activity. Gene Ontology annotation, biological process: G protein-coupled receptor signaling pathway.